Messenger RNA from Scatophagus argus, 3371 nucleotides. RefSeq lists its product as uncharacterized. The transcript has 13 exons. Bases 317 to 2611 code for a protein of 764 amino acids. The record is from RefSeq and is a predicted model, not a curated record. NCBI's taxonomy places the organism in Eukaryota, Metazoa, Chordata, Actinopteri, Scatophagidae.
UGCACAAACGUACAGGAAGUGUUCAAAACGUAAUCUUUUAAUGGUGAACGUAAAUAGGUAUCUGAAGGCCACAGAGAAAUAAUAAUCGCACAUACGCUAACUCAUUCCUUAGUACUAGCGAGAUAACACGAAUUCCUAGCUAAAAGCCUAAAUGUAUUGCUUGUACUGAAACUGCGCUUCACGCGAGUGAAACAAGUUACGAGCCUCGGUAUCGUCCGCCCAUCUGUACGUUUGCUAGGCUAAGCUACUUGCGGUCACUUGUACCAGUAACGUUUUAACGUUAAACAUCGUAAAAUAUCCUACAAAGGACCGUCAAAUGGACAGUUUCGAAACGCCAUACGAUGAAGAGGCUCAGUUUAUUGAAUGCACGGUCUGUGAUAAAUCCAUCAGAGGGGAGACUUUGUACAAGAUACACCUGACUACACCGGGACAUAUAAAGAAGGAGGAUGCUCUUGUUGCUGCGGGGCGUGCUACAAGACAGCACACCGUCCCAGUAUUUGAAGACAUUAUACAAUAUCUGGAUUACAUGAAGCUUGAUGAGCCCAUCAUUGGUUUGGACUAUUUGGAUGAAGUGCCUAGUACAGAUCCACAAGCUGGCCCCAAAUAUACAUGUAGGCUAUGUCGUCAGACCAGACAACUGGCAGAAAUGGUCCAUCAUGUGAUUGGACGUAAACACCGGCAGAAAUAUGUGGAAUUGAAGCGGCCAGACUUGGUGACGUGGGAUAAACAGCCCAUACUAACACAAGGAGGAAAAAUUAUACGAGCCAGAGCAGAGAUAAUAGAGAGACAGGAUGGACGAGGAAAUCCAGUGCUGUUGCCGAAAAAGCACAUAAAAGGCAAAUUAAACAUCUCAAAAGUUCCCCCAAGACAGAAGCAAAAUAGGGAUCGAAGCAUCUCACAGCGCCUGACCCAACGAACUUCGACAUCACACCUACCAUCACUCUUGGAUUUUCGAGUAGAGUACUGUCCCAGUAAGAGGUUUCCCCCAGGGCACCCAAAUACACCCCCAUUCCAUUCAGAAGAAGCAUACAUGUUGAAACGAGACAGACAAAUUCACCAGUGGGAGGACACGCUCAGCCAAGACAGCAGGGAAGAGGAGCUGUGGAGGGUAGAUCGCAGGCAAAGUGAUGUGCGCAGACAAGUGUAUACGGACCCUGAUUAUAAUAGAGAAUAUGAGGAGAAACAUAUUAAAGAUCAGCAAAGAAGAAAUGUACUUGAGCCCGGUGGUGUUUCCAGGUAUGAUUCAAGGGCAGAGAUGCUCCAUGGCCAGGCUCGCCGUCAAGAGUAUUACCCAGAAGAGGCUCCUCCCUACCCAGAAACAGAUCCGCUGAAGGAAUUCUGCUCUGAUGAAGUUAGGCAUGGGCGAGUACAUUCUGCUGAGUAUCAGCCCUUGAAGCAGGUGUACUCAGAAGGCGAUAACCACCAUUGGUCUCUGGACAGGGAAUCGGAUAGGCGUGACAGUAAAAACAGAGCAGGUAGACAGGGAUCAACUGAACCAGAGGCCAAGAGGAGGAACUUUACCCCACCCAGAGAGGAGAGUGGCCAGUUGCGUGACCAUUUGUUUAAGGUCAUAGAUUAUGGCCACAAAAUGAGAGGCCCUCUUCAGGAAGAGUUAGUUACCAGCUCUGGGCCAAGCAGAGCAAGACCCUCAAAUUCUGAGAGGCCGGUGGAGGCUACCAAGUUUAUGUCUGACAUCCCUGAGCCAUUCAGGCGCUUCCUGAAAGGGACUGCUAAUGACGAGGGACACGGUAAAAGAAAAAGAAAGAGUCGCUUUUCUGAUGCUACUGCAGAGGAGGUGGAAACGACAAAGGAGAUGUUUAGUGAUGAGUAUGGACCUCCUAAUCCAAAGUUUGGCGGUUGUCCUAAACCAGUUAGUACACUGAUGAGACCUGAAAUCCAUGGAAUACAACAUCCCAACGUCUACUCAGAAUCAGAGGGCCCACACCACACUGAAAACUACCAGAAAGGAGGGUCUGAGUCAUUAGCAGUCUUUGAUAUGCUGAAAAACAUUGAAAUUGAGAAUGCAGAAGAGGCUGACUUUCUGAAAAACAAACUCUGCGACCUUCUGAAAGAAUUCAAGGCCAAAAAAUCUGACCAAACUGGGCAAAAUAGCCUCACUAGAGCAGUCAUCUUCAAAGACUACAACAGUUUAAAGUCGGGAUCAGAACCGUCUCCCAGAUACUAUUAUGAGAAAGUCCUCAGAGAUGAUUCAGAGCUUAGACAACCAGAAGACCUCUACUUUCAAGAAAUGCACAGAGGAACAGCCUGGAAACAGCAGGAACAUGUACCUGACCAGCGGCUCCAAGAAUACGACCAUCCUGUACGCGGGGAACCCAGACGUCCAAACUCAAACAGAAGCCAUUAUGAUGAGGUUUUAGGAUGGCCCAAGAUGUCUCUGACACCACGUGCCACCCAACCGGAUGAGCCAGCACGUUUUCCUGAAAGUCACACUCGUGACUACAGAUCUGCUGGUGAAGAGUUUUUGCACUCCCACUCUUCUGCACCUCCCCUCCACGGGGACCGACAACCAAGGAUGGACAGGGGCCCUCGGUACUCCAGCAGCCUGGACAAAAUCACCUCCACACUCCUAGAACUUGUAGCAAGGAAGUAAUCAUUAGAUUAUCAUAGGCACUCUGAGCUACCCAUACUUUGAAAUGCUUGAAAAUAUAAUUUGAUGUUAUAUUUCUUUCUUCCUUGCUCAUUGUUUUUAGGCUAUUUGUUUAAACAUUAAUGAAUAAUUUGGUUUUGGUUUAAGAAAAAAAAUAAUCAAGUGCUUAUGUUCACAUUAAAACAUUUUCUACAGUAACUCUCGCAUCUUAGGACUCUUCACUGUUACCAUCUUCUAAAAUAGCAGUAAUAUUUGUUACUGGAUUGAACUUUUACUGGUCUUGAACAUUGCAGCGCAGUGAAUUUAACUGACUCUAAGUGAUGUUUUAGGACUAAUUAUUGCAGACUUUUGUGAAUGAUGUGUUUCAGUGUACUUUGGUACUGAAUCUGUGAAAUCAGUCUACUUCAGAAUAAUAAUAAUAAGAAGAAGAAGAAGUGGAGGAGGAGGAGGAAGCGCCUAAGAAUAAGAAAAACCUUAUACUGUGCAAUUGGACAGUAAAAUUGUUGUCAUUACCAGUCCACUUAUGUUUAACUGAUUAAUAUUAUUAUGGACUACCGUAGCACAUAUCCCCUUUUAACUUAGCAAAUUUAGCGAAAACGGGCGGGGGUCUGAUGCCGUUGUUUAGGGGACGUAAUCGUUGCGUCAUCACGCUGGUGCAUUCAACUGUUUCCGGUUCGAGUAGCAGCCAUCUUGUUUCUCCUUGUUAGCUAAAUAAAAUAAAUAAUACGCUGAGCCGGACUUCACUUCGAACCCCUAAAACAAA